Molecule: messenger RNA, 1030 nt
Organism: Diaporthe batatas
Lineage: Eukaryota; Fungi; Ascomycota; Sordariomycetes; Diaporthales; Diaporthaceae
Exons: 3
Coding region: 192-923 (243 amino acids)
Molecular function (GO): peroxidase activity
Source: RefSeq, a predicted model, not a curated record
CCGGGCCCAACGGGCCCAACGGGCGAACGCCUAUAUCAAGGACGACGUGAUUCAUGGUACCAGGGCAACACUGCCUUGGAGUAUAAGUUGACGGCUCCCGACCUGCGGUUGUCUGCACCUCUUUCUUGUCACAGCUUGCUAAGUUUCGUUCAUUGCUUUCUUCGGUAGACUUCAGCGGUACACUUUUGAUCAUGCCUUCGUUCAAAUCUUUUUACCUCGCCACGGCGGCUGCCCUGGUCUCCUUCAGCACUGCCUUGGAUGAGACUACAUACCCUUUUCAACCGCCAACAGACACAGACGUCCGGGCCCCCUGCCCGGCUCUGAACGCCCUCGCCAACCACGGAAUUCUGCCACGCGACGGCAAGGGCGUCACCAUGGCGAUGCUCGUCGACGGUCUGUACAAAGGUUUUAGCGCCCAAAGUGACUCCACGCAGGUGCUUGGUAGCCUGGCCUUCCAGACGUCCACAACUGGCGACCCGUCGACUUUCAACUUGGACGACCUUAAGCAGCACACCCCACAUGUUCUCGAGCACGAUGGGUCACUGUCAAGAAACGACUCUUAUUUCGGCGACAACCUUUCUUUCAGUGACCAGGCGUGGGCAAGGACUCUGGCUAACUGGGGAGACAACGAGAUUAUCACUUUCGCCGUAGCCGCGGCUGAGAGAAACGCACGCUUUGCGUACGGUGCGGCCACAAAUCCCGAGUUUGACGCCGCCUCCGCCAACUCAGCGUCGCUGCUGGAGUACAGCUUGAUUCUCUCUGCGUUUGGGGAUCUGGUAGAGGGUAAUGCAAACGCCACAUUCAUCAAAUACCUCUUUGAGAAGGAAAGGCUGCCGAUAGAGCUUGGAUGGCAGCCACCCACGUCUAACAUGACACUUGCAGGGGCGCAGGCAAUGGCGGGUAAGAUAGCUGCACUGCUGUGAGGAGAGGUGUAGGAAACUUUCUGUACAUAUUUAUCUUGUUCAGACAACUUGGACGCACAAAUGGUACAAAGCACAUAACGUAUAAUUAAUAGACGUCAUGAUACCCG